Beta vulgaris subsp. vulgaris (sugar beet) is the source of this 2297-nucleotide messenger RNA. Its product is annotated as amidase 1. Lineage: Eukaryota; Viridiplantae; Streptophyta; Magnoliopsida; Caryophyllales; Amaranthaceae. The record is from RefSeq and is a predicted model, not a curated record. Bases 112 to 1407 code for a protein of 431 amino acids. The transcript has 9 exons.
UUGUAGUGAGAACAGAAACCUGACAUCUGUACAACGUUAGCCUUUCGUCUCUCCCACUACCUUCUUCUGAAAGACGAGUGAGAGAAGUGAGUAAGAUUGAGAGAGAGAAAUAUGGAGUCAGACUAUGGAGCUUUCAUGGAGAAAUUCACACUAUCUCCAUCAUCUUCUUCUGGGGAACUUUCCUUAACUGGUCUCAAUUUUGCUGUCAAAGAAAUAUUUGAUGUGGAAGGGUUUGUAACUGGGUUUGGAAAUCCUGAUUGGGCAAGAACACAUACAACAGCCAAUUCCACAGCCCCUGCUGUUUUGGCCCUCUUAAGGGCAGGUGCUACUUGUGUUGGCAGAACGGUCAUGGAUGAAAUGGCUUACAGCAUAAAUGGCGAAAACAUACAUUAUGGUACACCUAGAAACCCUUGCUCAGCAGAUCGAGUUCCCGGAGGAUCUUCUAGUGGAUCUGCUGUUGCAGUUGGUGCAAACAUUGUAGAUUUUUCUUUGGGUACUGACACUGGAGGAAGCGUAAGAGUCCCAGCAGCGUUCUGUAAAAUUUAUGGAAUUCGUCCUUCUCAUGGGGUUGUGUCUGUCGAUGGUGUUGUUCCGAUGGCUCAAAGCUUUGAUACAGUCGGAUGGUUUGCUAGGGAUCCGGCAAUCUUGAAGAGAGUAGGGGAUGUGCUACUUCCAACCGUUGAUGCACCUCUAGCGAAUCCUAGUUCAAUAAUCUUUGCCGAAGACUGUUUCAAGCUUCUAAACAUUCCAAUCGAUAGAGUAAAACAAGUUCUAGUCAACACUUUGGAGAAAUUGUUUGGAGGUCAGGUUUUAAAGUAUAUGGAUAUUGGGAACUAUGUAGAGGAAAAUGUUUCAAGUCUAAAGCAUUUCAUGAGCCAGGGUGGUGAUGCAAAAGAAUACAGCAUACCAUCGCUGGUAGCCCUUUCAAGUGCUAUGCGGCUGCUACAAAGAUAUGAGUUUAAGAUUAACCAUGGUGAGUGGGUCUCUUCCACAAAACCUAUUCUGGGACCAGGAAUAAACGAACGAGUUUGGGAGGCUGUGCGGGCUACUGAUGAUAAGAUCGACAUUUGCCACUCUGUCAGGACUGAAUUGCGGGCUGCUCUUGCUUCUCUCCUAGGGGAUGUUGGUAUCCUUGCUAUCCCGACUGUUCCUGGUCCACCACCUAAACUGCAAACCGAGCCAUCUACUUUGGAAACCUUUCGAGCUAGAGCUUUCAGCUUACUCUCCAUUGCCGGAGUAUCUGGAUUUUGUCAGGUAAGCAUACCGCUAGGAUUAUACGAUGAUCUUCCUGUGUCUGUGUCGCUGUUGGCUAAACAUGGUUCUGAUAUGUUUCUAAUGAGUCUUGUAGAGAAUCUUUGUCCAACUCUCAAGGAACAUAUUGAUGCUGCUACAAGAUCUAGCCUGUAAAUCCUAAUUUGAUAUUUGAUGUACAGUAUCCUUUUUGUUAAUUAUGACUUGAAAUCUUGUGAAUGACAUAAGGCUGACUUUGAAUGCACAUAUAUCCCAAUCUAUAAAUGAUUUUGAUGUGAUUCAAAUUGGAAGUGAUAGCUUGUUCAAAGAGCUUUCCAACGAUAGGUCAUAUGUCAAAUUCCGAUAAGAAACGAGAAAGUUAUGCCUGUUUUACGAAUGACUGACGAAACUGUUUCGUACCGGGCUCGAAAACCCGCGGGCGCGGGCUAUAUCCCGCGGGCGGGCAGAACAUCUGUGAGAAUGGGGAUGACUGGCCGCGGGCGCGGGGUACACCCUGCGGGUCGGGCGCUGAACGCGUGUUUUGAUAUGUUUUCGUUUCUAAGUUAUCUUUUAGGGUUUGUACGGGUUCCUUAUGAUUAUAAAAGGGCUCUUAGUGUUCAUUAUUAUUAACACAACUUAUGAAACACUUUUAGCCUCUAGAUUUAGGAUUCUUGUAUUAUUCUCUCUGAUUUUCUCCAUUAUAGUGAAGAAGCUUUAAUCCCCCACCUGUGGAUGUAGGUCAAAUUUGACUGAACCACGUAAAUCCUUGUGUUAUUCGUUUGUUCAUCUUUAUAGUUUUCUUACCUUCAUUAUUUCAUUGAUUUUCUGUUCCGCAUUAAUCAAACUACAACACCUAUUUCCUAACACUUUUCUCUACAUUUUCAUCUCACCAUAGAAUUAAUGUAUAAUAUGAUCUGUAUUCUGUGUUUAUGCCAAUUGCUAACUGAAAUAUCAGCUAUUGAACUCAUUGGUGGGUACCAGUUCCAAGCCUCUCGAAAUCUUGAUUAUCAUUUACACUUGUUCGUUUUCCUGUUAUUAAUCAAUCAAAGUUCAUCUUCGUCCCUUAA